Carya illinoinensis is the source of this 1278-nucleotide messenger RNA. Its product is annotated as oxygen-evolving enhancer protein 1, chloroplastic. The record is from RefSeq and is a predicted model, not a curated record. Gene Ontology annotation, molecular function: oxygen evolving activity. Bases 117 to 1112 code for a protein of 331 amino acids. Gene Ontology annotation, cellular component: photosystem II oxygen evolving complex. Lineage: Eukaryota; Viridiplantae; Streptophyta; Magnoliopsida; Fagales; Juglandaceae. The transcript has 2 exons. Gene Ontology annotation, biological process: photosystem II stabilization; photosystem II assembly.
CCACUCUCCCACCACCACCCAAAAACCUUCUCUUUUGGUUUUGUUUCUCAGAAUAUAGAUAAAAACUACUUUCUGAGGGUGAGUGAGAACUAAAGAGAUCAGCUUUGAACACAACAAUGGCAGCCUCCCUGCAAGCAGCGGCUACACUAAUGCAACCCGCCAAGGUGGGUGUGUCUUCUAGGAGCAGUCUACAGCUGAGGUCUUCACAGAGUGUUUCCAAGUCCUUUGGCGUGGAACCAGUUGCAGCCAGGCUCACCUGCUCUCUCCAAGCUGAUUUCAAGGACUUGGCUCUCAAAUGUGUCGACGCUACCAAGAUUGCUGGCUUUGCUCUAGCUACUUCUGCUCUCGUUGUCUCGGGAGCAAGUGCUGAAGGAGUUCCAAAGAGACUAACCUACGACGAAAUUCAAAGCAAGACAUACAUGGAGGUAAAGGGAACUGGGACAGCCAACCAGUGCCCAACCAUUGAUGGCGGAAUCGAUAAAUUCGCAUUCAAGCCUGGAAACUACAAUGCCAAGAAGUUUUGCCUGGAACCAACUUCAUUCACUGUCAAAGCCGAGGGCGUGAACAAGAAUUCCCCACCUGAGUUCCAAAACACCAAGCUCAUGACCCGCUUAACCUACACCCUGGACGAAAUCGAGGGACCUUUCGAGGUGUCCCCCGACGGCACCAUCAAGUUUGUGGAAAAAGAUGGCAUUGACUACGCAGCCGUGACUGUUCAGCUGCCUGGAGGCGAGAGGGUGCCAUUCCUUUUCACCAUCAAACAGUUGGUGGCAUCAGGGAAACCAGAGAGCUUUAGCGGAGAGUUUUUGGUGCCAUCUUACCGAGGCUCCUCGUUCUUGGACCCAAAGGGCAGGGGUGGCUCAACUGGCUAUGACAAUGCAGUUGCAUUGCCUGCUGGAGGUAGGGGAGACGAGGAGGAACUUGUGAAGGAGAACGUCAAGAAUACCUCUUCAUCAACAGGCAAAAUCACCCUGAGUGUCACCAAGAGCAAGCCUGAGACUGGGGAAGUGAUUGGAGUGUUCGAGAGCGUCCAGCCUUCAGACACUGAUUUGGGAGCAAAGACUCCAAAGGAUGUGAAGAUCCAGGGAAUAUGGUAUGCUCAGCUUGAUUGAUCAUAGGCCUUUUUUUUCCUUUUUUUUUUUUUUUGCUCUUUUUUCUUUUAAAAAACACGAUCGUUUUCACUGUCGAUUCAGAUUUUGUUGUUGUAAGUUGAAGGUAUUGCUAAACUAAAUUCCCUGUUUGACAAAAAUGGAGAAGCAGCACUGAGAUUUCGAUCCA